Messenger RNA from Fukomys damarensis (Damara mole-rat), 2208 nucleotides. It is a transcript of the gene Rxfp2, whose product is annotated as relaxin family peptide receptor 2. Gene Ontology annotation, molecular function: protein binding; G protein-coupled receptor activity. Gene Ontology annotation, biological process: G protein-coupled receptor signaling pathway. The transcript has 18 exons. The annotation marks the transcript as partial. Gene Ontology annotation, cellular component: membrane. The record is from RefSeq and is a predicted model, not a curated record. NCBI's taxonomy places the organism in Eukaryota, Metazoa, Chordata, Mammalia, Rodentia, Bathyergidae.
UUUAUCCUGGAAAAUAGUGUCCCAAGGAAUGAGGAAUAUGCUGCUCUGACUGAAAGGAAUAUGAUCAUUCCUUUGUGCCAAAGAGGAUAUUUUCCCUGUGGGAACCUGUCCAAGUGCCUCCCCCGAGCUUUUCACUGUGACGGUGUGGAUGACUGUGGGAACGGUGCUGACGAGAAGAACUGUGGUGACACUAGUGGAUGGGCCACCAUAUUUGGCACAGUUCAUGGAAAUGUUAAUACUGUGACAUUAACACAGGAGUGCUUUUUAACUCAGUAUCCGCAACUCUGUGAUUGCAAAGAAACUGAACUGGAAUGUGUAAAUGCUGGCCUAAAGUCUGUGCCUACAAUUUCCUCCAAUGUGACAUUACUGUCUCUUAAAAGAAACAAAAUCCACAGUCUGCCAGAUAAAAUUUUCAUCAAAUACACAGAACUUAAAAAAAUAUUUCUUCAGCAUAAUUGCAUCAGACACAUAUCCAAGAAAGCAUUUUUUGGAUUAUACAAUCUGCAAAUAUUAUAUCUCAACCACAACAGCAUUACAACUCUCAAACCUGGAGUAUUCAAAGACUUACAUCAGCUAACUUGGCUAAUUCUAGAUGACAAUCCAAUAACCAGGAUUUCACGGCAGUUGUUUACUGGAUUAAAUUCUUUGUUUUUCCUGUCUAUGGUUAAUAACUACCUAGAGGCCCUCCCCCAGCAGAUGUGUGCCCAAAUGCCUCAACUUAACUGGAUGGAUCUGGAAGCCAACCGAAUAAAGUAUCUUACAAAUUCCACCUUUCUGUCAUGCAAGUCACUCACAGUGCUGUUUCUGCCUAGAAAUCAAAUUGAUUUUGUUCCAGAGAAGACAUUUUCUUCAUUAAAAAGUUUAGGAGAACUGGAUCUGUCUAGCAAUAUGAUAAUGGAGCUACCAGCCCACAUUUUUAAAGACCUAAAGCGUCUACAAAAACUGAACCUGUCAUCAAAUCCUCUACUGGGUCUUCACAAGAGCCAGUUCGGAAGUCUUAAACAACUUCAGUCUCUAGACCUGGAAAGGAUAGAGAUUCCAAAUAUAAGUACAGAAAUGUUUCAACCUAUGAAGAAUCUUUCUCACAUUUAUUUCAAAAACUUUCGAUAUUGCUCCUAUGCUCCCCACGUGCGACUAUGUAUGCCUUUGUCUGACGGCAUUUCUUCAUUUGAGGACCUCUUGGCUAACAAUAUCCUCAGAAUAUUUGUCUGGGUUAUAGCUUUCAUUACUUGCUUUGGAAAUCUUUUUGUCAUUGGCAUGAGAUCUUUCAUUAAAGCUGAAAAUACAACUCACGCUAUGUCCAUCAAAAUCCUUUGUUGUGCUGACUGUCUGAUGGGUAUUUACUUGUUCUUCGUGGGAUUCUUUGAUAUGAAAUACCGCGGGCAGUAUCAGAAAUAUGCCCUGCUGUGGAUGGAGAGCCCGCAGUGCCACCUCCUGGGCUUCUUGGCCAUGCUGUCCACGGAAGUCUCUGUCCUAUUGCUGACCUUCUUAACUCUGGAAAAGUUCCUGGUCAUCGUCUUCCCCUUCAGUAACAUCCGACCCAAAAAGCGGCAGACCUUGGGCAUCCUCAUCUGUAUCUGGAUGGCGGGAUUUUUGAUUGCUGUAAUUCCCUUUUGGAACAAGGAUUACUUUGGAAACUUUUAUGGGAAAAAUGGAGUAUGUUUCCCACUUUACCAUGACCACACAGAAGCUACUGGAAGCCAAUUAUAUUCUCUUGGAAUUUUCCUAGGUGUAAAUUUGCUGGCUUUUCUCAUCAUCAUGUUUUCCUAUAUUACCAUGUUCUGCUCCAUUCAAAAAACUGCUGCAAAAACAGCAGAAGUAAGGAAUCACAUUGGAAAAGAGGUGGCUGUUGCAAACCGUUUCUUUUUUAUAGUGUUCUCUGAUGCCAUCUGCUGGAUUCCUGUAUUUGUAGUUAAAAUCCUUUCCCUUCUCCGAGUGGAAAUACCAGGCACAAUCACUUCCUGGAUAGUGAUUUUUUUCCUUCCGGUAAACAGUGCCUUGAACCCGAUCCUCUACACUCUCACCACCAGCUUUUUUAAGGACAAGUUGAAACAGCUACUACACAAACAUCGGAGGAAAUCAGUUUUCAAAAUUAAAAAAAGAAGUUUAUCUACAUCCAUUGUAUGGACAGAUGACUCCUCUUCACUUAAACUUGGAGUUUUGAACAAAAUAACCUUUGGGGACAAUAUAAUGAAACCACUUCCCUGA